Sinocyclocheilus grahami is the source of this 741-nucleotide messenger RNA. RefSeq lists its product as uncharacterized. Lineage: Eukaryota; Metazoa; Chordata; Actinopteri; Cypriniformes; Cyprinidae. The record is from RefSeq and is a predicted model, not a curated record. The transcript has a single exon. The coding region runs from base 1 to 741 and encodes 246 amino acids.
AUGAAGCUCUCUCCUCUCUAUGUAAAACAGAUCCUGCAAAAGAUCAGCAGUCUUGCGUUUUAUUCAGAUUUCCGGGAUGACACAUCUGAAGUGGAAGUGUGGUCCGGAUUUGAUGAGAAGCUCGAACCGCAGGCUGUUUUUGCGGCACGGAACUCAGAGAUCAUGGGUAAUGAGUCUUCUUAUGCAUCCCAGGACCACUGUGACCAUGAGUGGAGACGCAAUCAACCGGACGUCCCCGUCCAGAACAGCCCAGGGUCUUCUGUGCACUACAGCGUGUGUUCGCCCUGCCAGAUCUCCAUCGAACCAUCAUCCGAUGACACGACAGAUGAAACCAGCUCGGAUUCAUUCGGUCCAGAGUCAGAGUCAGUUUUAAUACACCACUUUGAAAACAGCAGCGGGCCACUGGUGGUACCGGUUAGACCGGCUGAAAAUGGUCAGCUGCAGUUUCAUGACCUUUUGUUCCAGCGUGACACUGGUCAAAGUUCUCCAGUCCCUUCCCAGGAUUCAGAAGGUUUAACUGGAGAACGAACUCCUUUACUAUCUGACCUCAUUCAGAACAACUCAUCCGACCUGCCUGUACACGUUUCUGACGUCGUGACGUCAAACUACAGACAGAACUGGCUGCCGGGGAUCCCUCUGGAGGGACAGCGAGACCAGAGGACUUAUGUUAUGAGGACAGACCACCUGCAGGACACAACUGACCUGAUGAGGACCUCAUCGAUGAAGAGUAACUUGGUGUGA